This is a messenger RNA of Bufo bufo (common toad), 1829 nucleotides long. Its product is annotated as zinc finger protein ZIC 4-like. The transcript has 2 exons. Bases 1 to 1563 code for a protein of 520 amino acids. Gene Ontology annotation, biological process: regulation of transcription by RNA polymerase II; central nervous system development. Gene Ontology annotation, molecular function: RNA polymerase II cis-regulatory region sequence-specific DNA binding; DNA-binding transcription factor activity, RNA polymerase II-specific. Lineage: Eukaryota; Metazoa; Chordata; Amphibia; Anura; Bufonidae. The record is from RefSeq and is a predicted model, not a curated record. Gene Ontology annotation, cellular component: nucleus.
AUGAGUGUGGAUGCUUUGGGAAACACAGUGAUGGACCCUGCUUUUUCCAAACGGAACUCGUCGCUGAGAAUAGUAGACUUGGCAGGGGCUCAUCAUCAUCAUCAUCAUCACCACCACCACCAACCCCAUCAGACUAUGACAGGCUUCCCGGGGUACAUGGGGCAUUCCCACUCAAUGGCUCACAUGCACCCUGGGGAGUACGCCGCUGAUUGUCGCCUGGGGCCAGGUCCUGCUUUCCGGCCAGAACACAUGGGGCACCAUCCAGCGGCCCUCAAGCUCAGCCCUGCCCAUAACCCUCACCAGCACCACCAUCACAUGGCAGGAGGCCACGCCGAGGCAGGAGCGUUUGUCCCGGCUCACUCAGCCAGAGUGUCCUUCUCCCCAGUCCCCCACUCGGCUCAGGCUAUCCCUGCAGGUAGGGACUUCUUAAUAGGGAGAGAUCUGACAAUACAAGUCAUGCCAGGUCUGAGUGAUCAGCCCUCUCCAGCAUCUUCUCACCAUGGAAUGUUUGUCUCAACAACAGGUAGCUACCCUGGGCAGCAUGGCCACCACACGGAUCCUGGAAGCCAUCCCUACUUCUCUGGACCACAUCAUGAGCAGCAUUCCCAUGCAACCCCAGGUGGCCACCAGCCUCUAAACGGACAGAUAAGAUUGGGGCUACCUGGCGACAUGUACGCCAGGUCUGAUCAUUUCACUCAAGCAGUGUCUAGGACGGAUCCCUUCUCUGCAGCUCUUCAUAGUGGCAUCAAUCUGAAUAUGAACUUAGCUCCUCACCACGGUCCUGGAGCCUUCUUCAGAUACAUGAGGCAAACUAUCAAGCAAGAGCUCAUCUGCAAGUGGCUAGAGGAGGACCAGCUUCCCAAAAAACUUUGCUCCAAAACUUUCAGCACCAUGCAUGAGCUGGUCACACAUGUCACGGUGGAGCACGUUGGGGGACCCGAGCAGUCCAGUCAUAUAUGUUUUUGGGAAGAGUGCGCCAGAGAAGGGAAGCCCUUUAAAGCUAAAUACAAACUGGUCAACCACAUAAGAGUCCACACAGGUGAAAAACCCUUCCCCUGCCCCUUCCCUGGAUGCGGGAAAGUCUUUGCCAGAUCAGAGAACCUGAAAAUCCACAAGAGAACUCACACAGGAGAAAAACCCUUUAAAUGUGAGUUUGAAGGCUGUGACAGACGUUUUGCCAAUAGCAGUGACAGAAAGAAACAUUCCCAUGUCCACACCAGCGACAAACCCUAUAACUGUAAAGUGAGAGGCUGUGAUAAAUCCUACACACACCCCAGUUCACUGAGAAAACACAUGAAAGUGCACUGUAAAUCUCCACCUCCAAGCUCAGGCUAUGAGUCCUCCAUACCUUCUCUGGUGUCCCCAUCCUCUGAUUCUGGACAGGACCCUGCAGCUGCAUCUUCUCAUUCUGAGCCAAUUUCAUCUUCACAAGCCAACCUGAGUGAAUGGUAUGUGUGCCAGAGCUCAGGAGCAAGUGGCAUCCCUACUCCACCUAGCCAUACUCCUUCACCUGAGCACAGGAAGGCCUCCUACAACAACUGCGAAGCUAGGCCAAACUACUGACUACUCCCAACCCAGUGCAACUUUCCUAUGGUUUACUGAGCACUGUAUUUUAUAGAGACUGCUGAGGAAAAAAGGCCUUUUGCCCUGCUGAGGACAACCCAGGACCAAUAAACAUACCAUAAGGGUUCAUGUGAUGUGAUCACAAAUAAAAACAUUGUGUGUGCUAUAUGAAUGAAUGUGAGGUCAACAUUGGACCAGGACCCCUAAAUGCGUGUCUGAAAAUCGUUACCUGGACUCCCUGUCCAACCUUUUGGUCAUUUUUCAAC